This is a messenger RNA of Micromonas pusilla CCMP1545, 906 nucleotides long. RefSeq lists its product as uncharacterized. Gene Ontology annotation, biological process: glutathione metabolic process. Gene Ontology annotation, molecular function: glutathione transferase activity. The coding region runs from base 136 to 888 and encodes 250 amino acids. The record is from RefSeq and is a predicted model, not a curated record. The transcript has a single exon. Lineage: Eukaryota; Viridiplantae; Chlorophyta; Mamiellophyceae; Mamiellales; Mamiellaceae.
CCGCGCGCUCGACGCAUGCCCCUCGCGGCGUCUUCCCUCGCGUCUUCACUCCACCACUCGUUCACGCUUCGCUCGUUCGCGCUUCGCAAGGUCGUCGCGCGCGCCCACGCGCCGCGUCUCGCCGUCGCCCGAGCCAUGGCGUUCUCCGCGGACGACAGCACGCCGAUCGUCGUCGCGGACGACUUUCCGUCCGACGCGCGUCUCACGUACUUCGGUCUUCCCGCGCUCGCGGAGCCGGUCCGCGCGCUCUUCGUCCUCUCCGGGAAGCCGUGGACGGACCACAGGAUCAAGUUCCCGGAGUGGAAGGAGACGGUCAAGCCGAAGACGAAGUGGGGCCAGAUCCCGGUGAUGACGAUCCCGGGCGACGAAAACGAGAUGACGCAAUCGAAAGCGAUGCACCGCCUCCUCGCGUGCAAGCUGUCCGUCGGCGGCGCCGGCGCGACGCCGCUGUACCCCGCGGGGACGAUGCAAGCGUACAGAAUCGACGAGAUGAUCGACACGUUCGAGGACGCGCGGAUGAAAAUCGUCCCGACGUUUGCCAUCGCGGGUCAGGCGGAGAAGGAAGCGGCCAGAGCGGCGCUCUUCGUCGAAGGCGGCGCCGUCCACGAGUUGCUCCUCAAGGUUGAAAAACACUGCGGCGAGUUCGGACGGAUCGUGCCCACGACGGACGGCUCGUUCACCGCCGCGGACGCGUGGGCGCACUUCUUCGUGUGCAUGCAUCGCAGCGGGAGCUUCGACGGCAUCCCCGCCGACGUCGUCGACGCGAAGACGUUUCCGAAACUCAACGCCGUCGUCGACGCGUGGGGGGCGAUUCCGGCGCUGAAAAAGUACUACGAGGGGAUGGUCGAGACAGGAGACGCGAGGUACAAAGCGUUCGCGGGGCAGUGAGUGACGCGCUGAGCGAAC